AUGACGACUUCGCUGGUUCUGCAUCCACGCUGGGCGGACACCUUGAUGUACGUUUAUGAAAAAAGCCCGAAUGAAAACAACCAGAAUAAAAGCCAAACAAUGGAGGGACUGAGCGGUAAUUGCCCUGCGACCCACUGCAGGGACCUAAUGUCGCACCCCGCGCUGGGACGACAUUCUGGCUCCAUAGCGACCCACCAGGGCUCCGUCUACUCGGAUAUUUCUUCUCCAGACGCCGGCCGUCAGUGUCCCGCUCCUCAAACGUCAUCCAGUGCAUCUUUGAGCUACGGUUAUCCGUUUGGAAACCCAUAUUACGGCUGUAGAUUGUCUCAUUCGCACAACGUGAACUUGCAGCAGAAGCCCUGCUCGUACCAUCCCGCAGAUAAAUAUGCCGAGACCAGCACAGCGCUGCCCACGGAAGAACUGUCCACCAGGGCGAAAGAGUUUGCCUUCUACCCGAGUUUCGCCAGCUCAUAUCAGGCUGUCCCUGGAUAUCUCGACGUGUCAGUGGUGCCCGGUAUCAGUGCCCAUCCCGAACCAAGGCACGACGCCCUGAUCCCCAUGGAUGGUUACCAACACUGGGCUCUCUCCAAUGGCUGGGAUGGGCAGGUGUACUGCUCCAAAGAACAAACGCAGUCAUCUCAUCUUUGGAAAUCACCCUUUCCAGAUGUUGUGCCAUUGCAGCCUGAGGUCAGCAGUUACCGCCGCGGGCGUAAAAAACGUGUCCCUUACACCAAGAUGCAGCUGAAGGAGCUUGAGAAAGAGUAUGCAGCCAGCAAGUUCAUCACCAAAGACAAGAGAAGGCGCAUCUCGGCCGGCACCAACCUCUCUGAGCGUCAAGUUACCAUCUGGUUCCAAAACCGGCGAGUCAAGGAGAAGAAAUUUGUCAGUAAAUCCAAAAGCAAUCACAUGCACACCACUUGAUAAGAUCCUCGACCUUCUUGAAGCUGCAACUCAUACCUUCCAACAUCAUGCCAUAUAUUUACCUCUUGCAUAUAAAAUCGUGGCUGAAAAACAUUUUUGGCAGUGCUUUUUUAUUUAACUUCCAUCAUCUCCAUCGACCAUGCUACC
Trematomus bernacchii (emerald rockcod) is the source of this 1068-nucleotide messenger RNA. It is a transcript of the gene hoxc13a, whose product is annotated as homeobox C13a. The transcript has 2 exons. The record is from RefSeq and is a predicted model, not a curated record. The coding region runs from base 1 to 921 and encodes 306 amino acids. Gene Ontology annotation, biological process: regulation of transcription by RNA polymerase II. Lineage: Eukaryota; Metazoa; Chordata; Actinopteri; Perciformes; Nototheniidae. Gene Ontology annotation, molecular function: RNA polymerase II cis-regulatory region sequence-specific DNA binding; DNA-binding transcription factor activity, RNA polymerase II-specific.